This is a messenger RNA of Parascedosporium putredinis, 801 nucleotides long. Lineage: Eukaryota; Fungi; Ascomycota; Sordariomycetes; Microascales; Microascaceae. The record is from the annotation of a GenBank genome assembly.
AUGGAGCCUCCGGCGCCACCUUCGCAAAAGGCGUCCUUCCCCACGCUCGAGGUUCUCGACCCCUCCACACCACACGUAUUCAUCAAGCCUACGAAAUGCAUCAACGAGGGUCCUGAUGUUGAGAAGUUUCUCGUUUCCAAGGCCUACAGGGACAUUGGAAUGUUCGUCAUGCAGGUAGAGGCCCUCGUGGAAGAAGCACCUCCUGAUCCGGGUCCGAGGAGGUUCGGCAACGUGAGUUUCAGGAAGUGGCACCAGCUCAUACAAGAAAGGGCCGAUGAUUUGAUGGAUGAGUUCAUCGACAAUGAGCAGAGGCUGGACUACGGAACAGGGCAUGAGCUGAGCUUCUUUGCCUUCCUGGCUUGCCUUUGGAAGCUCGGUGCAUUCAAGGACGGAAAAGAGGGUGGGGAUAUAGAGAGGAGCUUGGUCCUGGGUGUCUUUGAACCCUACCUUCACGUCGUCCGGCGUGUCAUCCUCACAUACACUCUAGAACCUGCGGGCUCCCAUGGUGUUUGGGGUCUCGAUGACCAUUCCUUCCUCCCUUACAUCUUUGGCUCGGCGCAGCUCACCAGACCUAUCGCAGAGGACGAGCCCAUGCCUCUCGAAGGUUCUGUGAGGGGCGCGCCCAAGACUGGAGACGUGGUCAAGGCCCAGGUCGUCGAGGAGGAGCGGCAAAAGAACUUGUACUUCUCCGCGGUAGGCUUCAUCAACGAUGUGAAAAAGGGACCGUUUUGGGAGCACAGUCCCAUUCUCUUCGACGUGUCGGGGGUUCAAGACGGCUGGGGAAAAUCAACAAGGGCAUGA